Messenger RNA from Tinamus guttatus (white-throated tinamou), 1233 nucleotides. RefSeq lists its product as uncharacterized. Gene Ontology annotation, molecular function: protein binding; signaling receptor activity. The record is from RefSeq and is a predicted model, not a curated record. Gene Ontology annotation, biological process: signal transduction. Lineage: Eukaryota; Metazoa; Chordata; Aves; Tinamiformes; Tinamidae. Gene Ontology annotation, cellular component: plasma membrane.
AUGCCCCUGUGGGGCAGCCUGCUGCUCACUGCCAGCCUUGCCCUGGAGCCAGCACCAGAGCAGGAUGUCGCAGCAGCAUCGGAAAGCUGCAACUGCACAGGGCCCAUAGACUUCCAGGACUUCCAAGCAGCUCCGCUCUCCGAGACCUGCUGUCUCAACUUCACCAGCUCCAACAUCACCCACCUGGACUGGGGCACUGUGGCGGGAGUCCAGGGGCUGAGGGAGCUCUACCUCUCACACUGCAGCAUUACAGCCAUCAGCAAUGCCCAGGUGGUCACCCCUACCUUGGAGAUCUUGCACUUAAGUCACAACCAUCUGGAAAGUCUUCCUGGAAGCUUUUUGGAAGGCGCCCCUAAUUUGAAGGUCCUUUAUCUGGACAGAAACCAGCUCCAGGAGUUGCCCAAGUCCUUCUUGAGAGCAUCGACCCAGGUCCAGGAGGUCUACCUGGGCUUCAACGCUUUAACUUUCCUUCCUGCCAGCCUCCUGCAGCCCUCUCUGCUCCAGCUGCAGCUCUCCAACAACAGCUGGGACUGCAGCUGCGCUUUGCUCAGCACCCUGGGGAGCUGGCCCAGCCUGGACGUCGAGGUCAUCUGCCACACGCCGGAGCGGUACCGCGGCGCUGACCUCCAGAGCAUCCCCCAGAACGAGCUGUGCCGCUCACCCAGCCUCACCGCCCUCUUCAUCUGCCUGCCCCUGCUGCUCAUCCUCGCCAGUGUCGCCUGCUGCUUCUGCAGGUGGAAGAGAACAACCAACUACAGCUUUCAGAGCAGGCCCGAGAGCCACCUCGCCAUGGCAGAGACGGGCACCGCAGCGGCGCCCGCGGAGCCCCACCACUACCUCCCCUACGAGCUGCCGGCUGCCCCGUCUGACACUGAGAAGAAGGUGCUCCUGGGGAGCCAGCUCCUGCCCCAGCCCUCGGCAGCCCUGCUGGAGAGCAGCAAGGACCUCUACGAGGAGGUGGAGAUCCACGUGGGAUCCUCCAGCGGUGCCCUGGUGCCGGCCAACGCCGGGCGGCUGGGCGCAGAGCAGGACCCUCCAGCAUCCCCGAGGGCAGAGGAGCUGGUGGGGAGUGCAGCAGAGGCAGAAACCGUGAGCGUGAGCGACGUCCUGAGGGACUCGGCCGACCGGGAGAAGAUGUACAUGAGCCAGGCGACCAACUAUUACAACCUGGUGCCUGGCAUCGAGCUGGAGGACUCAGACAACCUGGAGUACGAGAACAUCGACCUGCACUGA